This is a messenger RNA of Phycomyces blakesleeanus NRRL 1555(-), 762 nucleotides long. RefSeq lists its product as hypothetical. The annotation marks the transcript as partial. Gene Ontology annotation, biological process: proteolysis. The record is from RefSeq and is a predicted model, not a curated record. Gene Ontology annotation, molecular function: serine-type endopeptidase activity. The transcript has 4 exons. NCBI's taxonomy places the organism in Eukaryota, Fungi, Mucoromycota, Mucoromycetes, Mucorales, Phycomycetaceae. Gene Ontology annotation, cellular component: membrane.
CAGGUUCUUGUAAACGUUGGAGCUAAAUUCACACCGUGCAUGCGAUCAUUACCGGAAUACAGUCUGUCAAGUACAUUUGCGAGCUGUUUUAGACCAGAUGCAACAUGUACCCUCGAAACAGCAUGUGGGUUUGGAGGAUUUGGAGGAGAAACACCCAAUCAAACCUUUCGUUUCUUUACCCCCAUCUUCCUACAUGCUGGUGUCAUACAUUAUCUUAUUAAUAUGCUCACUCAUCUCAGACUUGGAGCUGAUCUUGAGCGUGCACUUGGAAUUCCUCGCUAUGCUGCCUUGUACUUUGCUUCAGGUAUCUGGGGCGUUGUUCUGAGUUCAAUGUUGGCACCGAGCACUUCUGCUUCCAUGGGAUGUUCAGGAGCACUAUUUGGUCUAAUUGGUUAUAUGUUUAUCGAUGUUAUUGUCAACUGGAAGAACAUAAAGUCGCCUGUGCGCGAAUUGAUGAGUUUAUUGAUUUCAACAAUCAUUUCCCUUGUCCUUGGUUUAUUACCUGGACUUGACAACUUUGCACACAUGGGUGGAUUUGCGGUGGGUAUUGUGAUGGGUGUAUUGAUUUCACCCAUGCGAACCAAUGCCAGCAAGAGUUUCCGGAUCGGUACCUGGAUUGCCCGCGUUGUUGCCUUUGUUUUGCUGAUAAUUAUGUUCGUUGUUACUAUUAAAGCCUUUUAUUCUUCCGAGGACCCAAGCAAGAUUUGCCCCAAUUGUAAAUAUCUUUCUUGCUUGCCUGUCAGCAACUGGUGUGAUUUGUAA